GUAGUUAGUGUCAUCCUUCUGCUUGAACACGCUCAUCAGCGUUCGUCUUCAGUUCUUCGUUUCAAUAAGUCCUUUCAUGCGGAUAAACUAUUGUGGGUUGGAAUGGACGCGGAGGAGGAUGAACUCUGGUUGCACGCGUUUAACGGGCACCCGUCCCCGAGUCACGGGCUUACAUUUCUCCUGAACGAUGUGGAUUUAGACAUUCAGGAUGAUGCAGCGUCAAUCCUGGUUGCUGGGCACGACCAGGGCACGGCAGCCCCCGCACCUGCUGCCCAGCCUCCAGCCGACGCCGCUCAGGUUCCUGGAGGGGGCGUCGCCAACGGCUGGGGUGCCGCCAACGGCUGGGGUGCAGUCACAACGCAGCCUGGCCAGCCGGGGCAAUCAGUGCCGCUGGUCGGGAAAUCGGGUGUCGCGGGCGCAGACGCUCAGGACCAUGCCGCAGGCGUGACCGCCGCGGCAGCUCCUGCAGCCUCGCAGCCUUCGUGCUUCCAGAUCGCGGUCCCUGCUUCCGCGAGUGGCGCAGUACUGGGAUCGGUAGCGGGCCAGACUGAGGUCGCUGAAAGAGCCGAGGCCCCUGGCGCUGAUGGUGUCGUGGCGUCGGUCCCAGCCCGCGGCAAGCGAGGCCGCAGGCGCAAGCCCCGCAUGCCGGAGCUGCAGGCGCACCUGGAGGCGCUCACAAACCAGUUCUCAAAGCUGCACCAGGAGAAUGAGUUCCUGAAGAACAAGCUCAAGGUCCUGGAGCGGGUGGUGCCGUACCGGGACGAGAGCGCCGCCGCCCUGACGCAGCUGCUGGCGGCGGCGGCAGCGGCCCAGGCUGCUGCUGACCAGCACAAGGCGGCGGCGGCAGCGGCGGCUUGCGAGGAGUCGCCUUACAGCUCUAUGGGCGAGUCCGAGGGCUCGGACUCGUACUUCGCCUCGGAUGAAGGCGAGCAGGAGGAGGGCGAGGAGGAGGUGGAGGGGGAGGAGGCGGAGGAGGAUUGGGAGGGGGAUGCGCGGGAUAGCACUGACGGGCGCCGUGACGAGUGGCGUGCGGGCGUGCUCCCUUCGCCUGCGCCGGGACAUGAAAGUGGGAAACCGGCGGUCCUGGUGCCACAAGCUUCGGCUGGGCCUGGGGCUGGAGCUGCCAGUGUGGCCUGGCGUGAGACCCGUGGGGACGAGGCGGGGGCGGGUACUGCGCUGGCGGGUACGUCGCCAGGGCCACCGGGCAGCAGCCUGCCAGCCUGCAGCGGCAGCAGCAGCAGCGCUGUGGACGGCGGCAGCCAGCAAGACGCAACGCGAGGCGCAACUGCUGCGACUGGCACGGCGCGUGGCCGCAGCACUGGCGGCGGUGAUAGCGCCAGCCAUGGACCGGCCUCUCGCGCGCCGCAGCUGCCGCCGCGCCCAUCCGGCUCGCGACCUUCCCGUACGUCGCAACCCAGGCCAGGCCCGGGACAGGAGCAACAGCAACACAAGCAGCAGUCCUCAGCGUCCGUGCACACGGAGCGCCAGCUCAAAUCCUCUCACCAGCUGGCACAGCAGCAGGCGACAUCGGCGGCGCCCCAGCACCCGAAGCAGGUGGCGGUGCUGGCGCUGUGCCCCGCCCCCGACGGCGAGCCACCCCUGCUCACGGCGGGUGACGUGGAUGAGCUGCGGCGCGUGACACCGGAGCAGUUCCGACAGCUGUGGAAACACAUCUGCAUGCAGCUGGGCGUGCUGGUGGCGGGAGCCGAGGUGCACGGCCCCGGCUCGGCGCCGUACGGGCGCCUGGAGGUGUUCCUGGAGCGCUGCCUCGCCUACGUGGACAAGAUCAGCAUACUGGCGCCCGCCUGCUUCGUGCACAGCAUGUACAUGAACAUCGAGACGGGGCAGCCGGAGCGGCCUCCGGACUCGUUCUGGAUGACAUGCGCCCGCGCGCUGCAGCUGACGCCGGCCCAGCUGGCUGAGGUCACGUCAUUGGCGUCCGUGUACGAGCAGAACGUGGUGCCGGUGGUGCAGCAGCGGCUGCAGCUGGCGGCGCGGCUGAGCGACACGCUGGCAGCGGCCACGGCGGCGCCCGCGACUGGCGGCGAAACGCUCACGGCCCUGUCCGAGGUGGAUGCGCUGGCGGAGCAGCUGCAGCGCAACGUGCUCAAGGAGCACCAGGCGCACUGGGACAUCGGAGACUUUCUGUGCUCCAGUGUGCUAACGCGCUUCCAAGUCGCCAAGGCGCUGACGGUGUGCUUUCCGCACAUACCGGAUGGAGUGGCAAUGCUGCAUGCCUUCAAAAUCCUUAGCGAGCAGCUCAAGCAAGAAGAGCAACAGAAGCAAAUGCAGCAGCAAGCGGCUUCUGCUGGGGUGCUGCACGGUCUGGCGGCCGGAGCGGUCGCCGCGCCGACGUGGGUUCCACCACCCGCGAUUCCGGCAGCAUCUCUGGCGGGAUCCCAGCAGACCUUCCCCACGCUGGCGGGGCUGCUGGUGUGCCACCUGCCACAGCUGGCAGCAUGGACGGCGGCGACGGCGCCCGCAGCAGGAGCGGCCCCAAUGCAGCCCCGCGCCGUCACGGCUGUUCCCGUAGUGGCGCCAGCGGUCGUCGCCGCAGCUACUCCCCUAGCUGGUGCGCCUGUAUCCCUGCCCAUGGCUGCUGCUCCCACGCCUUUGGCUGGGAUGACGUCUUUGCCGCAGCUGCAGCCGGCCCUCCUGCAAGGCUUCCUCGGCAUGCUACAGCCGACCCAGCUGCAAGGCCUGGUGGCAAUGCUACAGCCGGAGCAGCUGCAGUCGCUGCUGCAGUCGCUGUCAGCUGCACAGGUGCAGCAGCUGUUGGCAGCGCUGCAGCCAGCACAUCUGCAGGCCGUGCUGACGGCGCUCCAACCAGCGCAGCUGCACACAGUCCUUUCCGUGCUGCCUGCUGGCCAGCUUCCCGCGUUGCUGGGCAAGCUGCCGCCGGAGCAGCUUCAGACCAUCCUAGCAGUGCUGCAGGAGCAGCAGCGGCUGCAGCAACAGCGGCAAUAGCGGGUGGUUGGGCGCGGUCCCAGGGAUAAACAGCAGGGAACGCUUUGAUAGUUUAACAGUGCAUGUGCAGUAGCUAGUGACGUAGUGGAGAGGAGGGCGUCAAGGUACGAUGUGCUGUGAGGCAACGCACCAGUGGUGUUUGGGCUAUGGCAUCGGGGCAAUAUAGCGGUGGUGAUGCAGGGGUGAGUGGCUGUUGACAUCCGGACGCAGUGAUUGAGUUACCGUAGUACGAGACUGCAAAUAGGACCAGGUAGGACCCCGUCUCACGUAGGAACCCAUUUACCGUAUGAUCUCAACCUAUGGUCGCGGUGGCCAUUCCAAUACCAAUUGCACUCAAGGCUUGCUGGCUUAGCAAGGGAGGUGUAUUGCUGUAACAUACACUGAUG
Messenger RNA from Chlamydomonas reinhardtii, 3353 nucleotides. RefSeq lists its product as uncharacterized. The coding region runs from base 103 to 2967 and encodes 954 amino acids. The record is from RefSeq and is a predicted model, not a curated record. The transcript has 7 exons. NCBI's taxonomy places the organism in Eukaryota, Viridiplantae, Chlorophyta, Chlorophyceae, Chlamydomonadales, Chlamydomonadaceae.